AUGCUGUUCUGUGUUGUCAGCAUCUUCCGUGAGCCAGGCACCAUGGGCGGUCCAGAUGUUCUCAUCCGCUCCCGACACCACCCUAGUGUUGAUCAGGAACGGAACAGCCUAGCCAACCACCUGCAUACACAAUUCCAGAUCCUCCAAAGGACGAACUCUAUCAAGAAAAGGGUCGUGAACUUCGGCACCAGGCUGGGAACCGGGGAGGUGGCAGGGACUGACCCCAAGACUGUUGCGGGUCUCACCUCGGUGAUGCAGACGCUCCUGCAACAGGUGCGAGAUAGAUUUUGGACUGUAUCUGACCAGGUCAUUGGAAGAACUGAUGAAAUGAGUAGUCGCCUCGAUGACCUGGAGAAAAACAUUGCAGACCUCAUGACACAGGUGGAGACGGAAGAACUAGGAGAUGAAAACAAAUUAGCUGCUACACAAAAGAGUUGA
Pteronotus mesoamericanus is the source of this 438-nucleotide messenger RNA. Its product is annotated as heat shock factor-binding protein 1-like. The coding region runs from base 1 to 438 and encodes 145 amino acids. The record is from RefSeq and is a predicted model, not a curated record. NCBI's taxonomy places the organism in Eukaryota, Metazoa, Chordata, Mammalia, Chiroptera, Mormoopidae. Gene Ontology annotation, biological process: cellular heat acclimation. The transcript is spliced from 2 exons. Gene Ontology annotation, molecular function: transcription corepressor activity. Gene Ontology annotation, cellular component: cytosol; nucleus.